This is a messenger RNA of Brenthis ino (lesser marbled fritillary), 5334 nucleotides long. NCBI's taxonomy places the organism in Eukaryota, Metazoa, Arthropoda, Insecta, Lepidoptera, Nymphalidae. The record is from the annotation of a GenBank genome assembly.
AUGGCGCUUAAAGUGAUAGCCUUUGUGGCUUUGAUCGCUGUUUAUUCAACGGCGAAGGAGCAAACGAGAUGGUCUCGUCAAAUCAGCUCUUACACAUCUGACAUAAGCGACUGGGUUCCCUUGUCAGGACCACUAGAGAAAGAAUUACCUCAAAUCAAGAGACAAGCGGUGGCGGAGCCGAGAAUACUAUCAGAACCUUUCCCGGGCUUUAUAAGACCUACAGGCUUUAGUCAAGACGGAUUUCCUUCAAGGUCAUUUUAUAAUGCCCCAGCAAAUAGGCAACUGUAUUUACAGUCAGUACCAUCUGCUCCUCAGAAUUAUCUGUCAGACCAGGGCUUCAGUCAAGGUCUAAGAUUUGGCUUGACACAACCAAAUUUCCCGUUAAGCCAGGGAUUUAUUUCUCCACAAUUUAACUUCGAUAGCGUACCACAGUUAAAAGCCAGACCUCUUCCUUCUAUAAAUCCGGUCAAAUUUGAAAAUUCAGUAAAAAUGAUCAACCCUAUACCCGCUCCUAUUAAACCUUUUAUCACACAAGCUCCAAAAACAAAGCCUGAAAUACCAAAAUAUAUUGAUGGAUAUCGUGCAGAAAAUAACAGUGACUAUAACUUUGACAAAAGGAAACUCCAGUCGUUACCAAAAAUCAAAUUUGAAGACACUAACAAGUCGAAGGAAACAGGAUUAAGCUCUAACCCGAAGGUGGAACGAGAAGAAGUUCAAUUACUUUAUAUGCCUUUAGAAUCUUUAAACAGAGGACAGUUUAACUUUAGAAGUCCCUUAACUACAGCGCAACUACUGAAUACAGAAUUCUUCAAUCAAAAUCAACGACCCAAUCCAAUAAUCCAAAAUCUUGAAGGUGAAUUUCAAAGACCUGUUAAAUCUCAAGAUUCAUUUAACUCUCAAGAAUUCCUUACAAGUUUUAACAGACAACUUCAUGAAAUGGAUACUUUUCCAAGAUUUUCAACUAUGACUUCCCCUUUUCCUACAAACGCACCAACAACGCCUAAGCCUAAGAAACUAAAGCCGCAUCAACCCCCUUUAGCUAUUUUCCUAACGCAAGAAGCCAAGAAAGAAGAUGAAAUUAAAGUAGGAGAUGUAUUGAAUUCCUUAAAAAGCGCUAGUACAGUUGCAGUACUGGAUUCUGUAAAUCCUUUGAAUGCUCCUAAAGUAUUCAUUGGUCCUUCCUCGUUAACACCGCCAGAAAAUUUCGUAAAAUUUGAGCUUCCUUACUUGUCAAACAUAGAAAAUAUUGAUAAGAAAUUAAGACAGUUGCCAUUCUUCGUAGCACCACUAAGCUAUAAUACUCCACAAGGAUUUGCUAAGAUACCUUUCCCAUCUCCACAUGUGGGCUCUGUAGUUAUAAAUUCACUUAUAAAAGAUACUUCUUCUCCGAGCACGACAACAACAGCUGCAAACGUUUACUCUAAUCCUCAUCCAAACUAUUAUAACCAGCAAACUAUAUAUAAACAGGAACAGAAACCAAUAACACAAAAACCAAAAAUCAGUUACUAUUCUACCACUUCUCCAAACAUAAAUUCCCCAAACUAUGAACAGAACUAUUACUCAAUUGAACCACAAUCGGUAAGCAGUCUACGGCCAUUAAAAGAAUCUGAAUUCAGUUAUACAACUGAGUCGACCCCCACCAAAAGUGGCUCAUACUUCAUAAGCAAUCGCGGAAAUCAAUACAACGUACCACAGUCUUUCCCAAAAGAAACAAAUUAUAAACCCCAAGAACCGCCUAAGACAGUUAAUAUUUUUAAACCCGAAUCUACAACAACACAAAGAACAACAAUUACUUCAACUACAAAACUACCUUCGACAUAUCCAAGUCAAUUAUUGGAAACACACAAUCCUUAUUCUAUAAACCAAGCCUUUCACUUUAGUACACCGUUAGAUUAUCACAACUUCUUUGAGGAAUACAAAGAGCCUUAUUCUACUCAUGGAAAAAAUCAAUCCCCUUCAUCUACUCCAAUUCCAACUACAUCUCCAUCUACAUCAACCACAAAACUUGAAGAAGAGCCAACUCAACCACCUACAUAUCAGCCAAAUAGGCAAUCGCAGGCUCAACCAAAUUAUUUGCAAAAUUACUCUCCAGAAAUUCAUCACGAAAAUGAGAAUCAGAACUUAAGGUAUCCAACUUAUAACACAAAUGAUUACGGGACUAAGACAGAAACAGCGCCACAAACAGAAUACAGUCAUUCCAGUCAAAGCUCUUCUGGUGACAAUACUCAAACUAUUAGCAAUACAAAUGUAUUUGAAGAAAAUACUAAAAAUUUUGGUACUCAGUCCCCUACAUACGACAACUACACUGAAGUUGUAAAUAAUAUACCUGAAACACCUUUUGUUAAUAUUCAGUCGACAAAAUCUUCUGAGUAUAAUCAAUAUGACAUUGAUUAUAAUUCACAAGACAUACAUUCUUCCACUACUAGUACAACAACUACAAGAAGAACAACCCGAACAAGGGGACGUCCUCGAUAUCCUACUACUAAAUCAGAUUCUGGAGAGUAUUCAACACGUGCUACUGUAACUCGGAGACCUCUUAGAGAGAGAAAACCCCUACCUCCAAGAACUAGAUAUGAACCAAAUAGAAUUACAUCGGAAAAGCCAACUAGAAAACCAUUUGACUCCAGCGAAAAUACUACGAAAUCAAGCAGAAUAAGAACCAGAGGCCGUAUCCAAUUCAAACCCACGGAUACAGAAGAAACUUAUACAAAAAGAAAUAAAAAUAAUGGCAAAGAAAAUGAUUUAGCUUAUCAGAGGGAUGUUCUGCACCAAAAUUAUCCAGUCACUCUUAUGGAACGAACAAGCACUGCAGAUAUUGAAGCUAUUACAGAACCAGCUGAGAGAGGAAUUUCUACAAACAACAUAGAAAUAUCGAAGAAUUUUGAUACUGAAGAUGCUUAUAGCAACGAUAACCCUUCCAUAACUGAACCGAUACAUACAGAAUCAAAAGAUGUUCCACAACAGUUUACCGCAGCCAUAGAUCCUGUCUCGGAGACCUCUUAUGUGCCUAAUUUUUCUUCUCCUAACAAGGAAUAUUCUUAUGAACCACAAAAUGCUGGAUCUCAAGAUGCUACAUCUUAUGACGAAGUAAGAGAAGAAAAUUACUCAGUACAAACUUCUCCUGAAUAUAAAACAGAAGAUCAUCAAUAUGAUUUGAUCUCUAGUAGGCCCACUAGUCCAGUAACAGAACAAAAUGUACCCAUUUACUCGAUAAAUGAUGAAUUUCAACCGAACAAACAACAUGACAUAAGUACGCAGCCUGAAGGUGAAGAAAAUACUGGAAUUGUAGGUCCCGAUGUAGGACAAGAGCAAGAACAAGAAGAAAAUAUUGUUGAGACGACUCCUUCAUAUAACAGAGUAAGAGUACGCCCAGGAGUCAUUAGACAAUAUCAUCAGGCAUCCACAGAAUCUGGGGCAUUAAAAAGUGAAAGGAGAAAGCCCUUACAAGCUAUAACAUAUAGACCAGCUUUUGACAAACGGCGAACUACUAUGAGAAUCGAAGAAAUUGAAGCUGACUUGAAAACAAAGCAAGUUCAUAUUAGACCAGAAUUUAAAGACUAUAAACAACCUGUAUACAAACCUGAAUCAACAACUGAAUCAAUUUCGACAUCUUCUACAACGGAAGCUACUACAAGGCGUGGUCAAUUUAGACGUAGGAGGCCAGCAUACAGCACUACCACUGAAAACACCGUCACCAGAAGAACCUAUGAAGUUAAAAAUCGUUUUAGAGGACGUCGACCAACAGAAAAGCCAACUGAAAAGCCCGAAGAACAAGUAGACGUAACAACAACAACCACAAAAAAUAAUUUAUACAGUAGGUAUAGGGACAGGCCAAGAUUAUCGGAAAGAUAUAAUAAAAAACCUGAAACGGAAACAGAUGAUCAAGUAAGUGAGGAUCAAGAUUCAAAUUAUUCCAUCAAUAGGCCAAAAUAUGCAGAACCAGAAUCAGAACACUGGUCACCAAAAAUUUCAAAAGAUUCCUUUAAACCAUUUAAUCCAAAUAACAUUGCUGGUGAUACAAAAACAGAAACAGGUGAAGUAAAGUUAAAAGAUGAUGAACUAGAUAUAAUUACAGCCAAAAAUGAAUUCGAAGACAUUCUUAUUUCUGUAACACCUGCAUAUAAUAAUAGACAACAGAAAAAAAUACCUGAUAUACCACCCACGCUCGAAGCUUUGGUAGAGCAAAGUAAGGUAACAAAAAGCGACUCUGGGGACAACAUGUCCACUUUUGAAAGUAUGCUUGAAGAGGUAAUGAAAAGCCUAGAGGAACAAGACGAAAACGAAUACACAGGAAAUGUGAUGAAACAUAAAGGUGGUGAAAUCGGCGAGAUUCCUCCAGAAAGAAUUAUAUCGUCGGGUGAAAACUACUCUCUGAAACCUACUACGCCUGUCCAAGAUGAGGUGACAGCGCCAGAAACGGAAAAUACUUCUUCCCCCAACAGCACAGAGGUGACGACUCAAACUAACCGGCGUCGUGGAUUUUGGAAGAGAGUUAAAAAGGUGCGUCCAGCGUCAGAAGAAAUUGAAGUAGCUGAGUCGCAGUACUAUUCUAACGUUGUGAACAGGCUUGGACAAUCGGUACAAAAAGGUGCCUUAGAAAAGUCAGGAAAAGGUAAUACAAAAAUUGUUGUAACAACUUACAAACCAAAUUAUCAGUUCCUAAAAGAUUUUUUCGAAACUGAUGAUGAAGAUCAGGUAGAUGUGAUACCAAAUUUUGAAAUACCUAAAAUAUCUGCCGUUGAAUCUAGUUCAGAAGUUGCAAACGAAACUUUACCAACGCCAAAAUCAGAUAUAAAAAGUACUAAUUCUACAGAGAAAGUUAACCCUGGUGAUAUGGACUUAGGUACUGGAUCACCAGAUCCUACGCUCGAGGAUACUGCUUAUUACACAGAGCCGACAGAAUCGACUAAUGCAGACAUUGACCGAUCUGAUGGACUCAGCUUAAUGGACUAUUUGUUUGGAGAAACAUCUGAACACAAAGAAAUUAUUAAGAAUGAAACUACCAAACUUUUAGAGACCACACCUAUAGCUAAAUUAGAAGCAAAAACCGAAAUAACUAAAGCAAAAGCUACAACUGAAUCAAAUUAUAUGCCUGAUGAAUUCACAGCUGAAACUGCAAAUGAAGAGAAUGUUACAGAGAUGGACAUACAAAGAAUAACCAGAGAUGACAGUAAUGAAUAUGUAACAGAAAAAUCAGUUAAAGUAGAGACUUCAUCAGUGUCCAGCUUCAUGAAUCCAUCUGAUGUUGUCAGUACUUCCAUGUCUACAGAAGUAUCCCACGAAACAGAAAUCUGUUUUAGGGGCAGAUGUAUAAAAACCAAUAAGAAUAUAUUA